GGGAAUGUCUGCCGGUUCAAAUGAAGUUAACGUGAAAUAUUGCCGAUUUCUUGUUAUUUCUCUUGUGACAGUUUUUGAAUCAUGAAAUAAGUGUGAAAUCUCACGCAAGUAAUCGAGCGUAUAGAUGUAUAUCAUAAUAUUACGCAUGUUAUGCAGUGCAACUUUCAAGAUGAAAUUUGUUAGAGAGUAAUGAGAGAACUAUUGAAUCAAAUGAAUCUUGUCCGCAGCGAUAUUUUCAUUUUCGAACUGGUCUAUUUUUAACGUUGAUUUUGGAUAUUUAUUAGGAUGUCAAAAGACGGCAAGCUAGCAUUGAGGCCAAAAGUUAGGUUUAGUCAAAAUGCAGAGUCAACAGACAUUGAGUGCAUAAAUCUGUCACAAGAUGAAAAAUGCUCGGAGAAUAGUGAUAAACCUCGUAUCAUCGAUGUACGCACUUUAAAGAAACCUGUGAAGGUAGUAUACUCUGACUCGAUUCCAACAUGUACGACAACGUCUGUUGGAAGUAGCGCUCAGUCCCUCAAAAAUGUAUCGGAAGUGAAAACCUCAUCUGAUUUGAAUUGCGAUUCUGAUCUAUCUAUGGAGAAAUGCUCCGAAUCGAAGGAAUCUGCAGAUAGCAAAAAGUUGCAUGCAACUACCAAUUCUAAUCCGGCUGAUAUUAAAAAGAAAUCUACAAAAAUUGACGAACCAUUCUUAUCGCAUUUCCAAAAGAAAGGGACCAUAUCAUCAGGACGGAAGAAAGCUUCAAUGGUUUCCGAGAGUACAGAUUCCUUGAGCAAUAAAAAGCCCAGCAUCUCGACGAGCAAAUCUCAUACGAGUAUGAAUAAAUUAUUUGCAAAUGGGAUUAAGUCCCCAAGUGCGGUAUUAAAAAAUGAGUUGCCUAAAGGAAAAAUAACUGCCGAAAGUAACGAUUCUGUAAAUAUCAAACAUGCUGCCAAGAGUUCGAUAAAUAAAUGUUAUUCCGAACGAGUAAAAAAUUCAAAAAGUGAAUCUCGUUCCUAUAAUAUCACCUCCAAAAAUGAAAGGGUUAAACCGAGAGAUACCAAAGUUUCUUUGUCAGUGCAAAAAAUGUCUCAGAAACCUACCGUCGGACCUUAUUUAAAGAAUCGAAAGCAGACUGUAAAACCUUCAGGUAGUCCUGUUAAAAAAUCGAUUCUCCGAAAUGUAAAUGCCCCUUUGACAAGUGCUUAUAUCGGUUCUGGUGUAUUAAAAAGCAAACCUGAAAAUCGCCAAUCUGCGUCAAAGAUUGACCAGGCCAAUUUCAAAUUGACUAUCCCAUCGGAAGAUAAAUUAAGACAGCCUAAAUGUAAUUCCAUAUUGACAACAAUCAACAAAUUGCGAGAAGCUCAAAAAGAGAAUAUUGUAACAGACAUUGAACAUUUGCCACCAGUUUAUAAAGCAUUAAUGAAUGAAAAGAUUUCUGCAGCUCUGGAGUUCCCAGCUGAUGAAAUUAUUUACAAAAAUUUAAUAGACUUGACUAUAGAUGACAAGGAUCUGCCAAGCAGAGUGACUCGAAGUAAAGAUCCAGAACCUCGACAAAAAGACAUAGAGCCUAAGCUAUCAGAUUUCUUCACUCCAGAGUACGGGACAGAGUAUUGUCAUGCAGCGAAAUUGGAUCCUAAAGUCUCCGAGAGCUUCGACAACUUUAGUUCAUUUCGCAUCAGUGAUAAAAUCUUUGAAUGGAAACGAAUGCUCGAUCGUUCCUGUUAAUACCUAACUUCUUCAGUUUUCCCAUUUCAUCUAAUUUAUUAAUUGUACAAGUGUAAUUCAUAUAAUUACUUUAUUUUUAUACAAAGAGAAUAAUCUUAGAGAAGAGUAUCAGACCUGCGAUUAUAUAAAAAGCUUUGCCUUUA
Molecule: messenger RNA, 1847 nt
Organism: Orussus abietinus
Lineage: Eukaryota; Metazoa; Arthropoda; Insecta; Hymenoptera; Orussidae
Exons: 3
Coding region: 286-1704 (472 amino acids)
Source: RefSeq, a predicted model, not a curated record